AUGAAAUUAAAUAUAGUAAAAAAAUAUUAUUAUAUAAAAAAUAAAAUAUUAUUUAAAAUAAUAUAUAAUAAUUAUAUUUUAAAUAAUAAUAUUAUAAUAAAAAUAAAUGUAUAUGAAUAUAAUAAUUAUAAUAAUAAUAUAUGUAAUAAAUUAAAAAUAUUUAAAUUUAGUGGAAUAAUAUUUAAAAAGAAUAAUAAAAAUAAUUAUAUUAUUAUAUUAAAAUAUAAUAAUUAUGAUAUAUUAUAUUUAUAUUUUUAUUUAAAUUCUUUAAAUAUAAUAAAAGUAUUUAAAAUAGGUAAAUUAAUUUUUUAA
Plasmodium gonderi is the source of this 312-nucleotide messenger RNA. Lineage: Eukaryota; Apicomplexa; Aconoidasida; Haemosporida; Plasmodiidae. The record is from the annotation of a RefSeq genome assembly.